AUGGCUCUGGCUACCUGUCAGCCUGGCAGCCACCAAACCGUCUUGCCGACCGAGCCGCCGACUGCGAUCGAACUACCACCCAGCCCCAUCGUCACAAUCCUCACCUCCGGCGGCAAGAUCCUGUUCUAUCACUGCAUCAAUACUGAACAUGUCAUGGAUGCAGAGGGCGCUACCAAGGCGGAUGCGCGCUUUGCGCUGACGGACAGCGGGUAUAGCUUCAUGACUGUUGCACAGUGUCUGCACUUGCCUCAAGAGCGUGGUGUUCCUCUGGGGCGCAAGAAGAAAGGGGCCGCACAGGCCAAGUCGGCGACGGCUGGCUCCACUGCCGCGCUGGAAGCCAAGGCAACUACUCCCGCAUCCAGCCUUUCUUUGGGCUCUACCGCCCCAUCAGGAGCUGCAGCUGGUGGCGUUGGUGCUGAUGCUUCACCGACGACAAUGACGGCCAAGCCUGGUAGCUUUGGUUCCCCAACUUCUUCUACCUUUGGAGCGACGGCGGCCAAGCCCCCUAAUUUUGGUGCCCCGAUCCCUUCUACAUUUGGGGCUUCACCCUCAUCAACAACGACGGCGACGGCCAAGCCCAAUGAGACUGGGGCCACAGCUUGUGCACCCUUCGGAUCGCCCAUGUCAUCACCUGCAGCAGUCACCACAGCGUCAACCACCAAGACCAAUGAGGCUGGAACUUUGGAUUUCCAUGGCUUCGGAUCCUUCGUAUCAUCACCAGCAGCAGCCACCACAACGUCAACCACCAAGACCAAUGAGGCUGGAACCUUUAGUUCCCGUGGCUUUGGAACCUUCGUAUCUCCACCAGCAUCAGCCACCACAAUGUCAACCACUGAGACCAAUGAGACUGGGGCCACAGCUAGUUCACCCUUUGUAUCCCCCGUAUCAUCAGCAGCAACCACGGCCACGACGACGGCCAAGCCCACUGGAUCUGGAACAAUAGCUUGUGCAUCCUUCGGAUCCCCCGUGUCUUCACCAGCAGCAACCACCACAACGUCAAUCACCAAGACCAAUGAGACUGGAACCCUUAGUUUCGGUGGCUUCGAAUCCCCGGUCUCAUCAUCAGCAGCAGCCACCACAACGUCGACAGCAAAGCUCAAUGACGCUGAAACUUUGGGUUUCCGUGGCUUCGGAUCCCCUGUAUUGUCAUCAGCAGCAGCCUCAUCAACGGCCACGACGACGGCCAAGCCCAAUGAGACUGGGGCCACAGCUAGUUCACCCUUUCGUAUCGCCCCGUAUCAUCAGCAGCAACCACGGCCACCUUGUGCAUCCUUCGGAUCCCCCGUGUCUUCACCAGCAGCAACCACCACAACGUCAAUCACCAAGACCAAUGAGACUGGAACCCUUAGUUUCCGUGGCUUCGAAUCCCCGGUCUCAUCAUCAGCAGCAGCCACCACAACGUCGACAGCAAAGCUCAAUGACGCUGAAACUUUGGGUUUCCGUGGCUUCGGAUCCCCUGUAUUAUCAUCAGCAGCAGCCUCAUCAACGGCCACGACGACGGCCAAGCCCAAUGAGACUGGGGCCACAGCUAGUUCACCUUUCGGAUCGCCCGUGUCAUCAUCAGCAGCAGCCACCACAACGUCGACCACCAAGCCCACUGGAUCUGGAACAAUAGCUUGUGCACCCUUCGGAUCCCCCGUAUCAUCAUCAUCAGCAGCCACCACAACGUCAACAGCAAAGCCCAAUGGGUCUGGAACCUUUAGUUUCGGUGGCUUCGGAUCCUUCGUAUCAUCAUCAGCAGCAACCACCACAACGUCGACAGCAAAGCUCAAUGACGCUGAAACUUUGGGUUUCCGUGGCUUCGGAUCCCCUGUAUUAUCAUCAGCAGCAGCCUCAUCAACGGCCACGACGACGGCCAAGCCCAAUGAGACUGGGGCCACAGCUAGUUCACCUUUCGGAUCGCCCGUGUCAUCAUCAGCAGCAGCCACCACAACGUCGACCACCAAGCCCACUGGAUCUGGAACAAUAGCUUGUGCAUCCUUCGGAUCCCCCGUGUCUUCACCAGCAGCAACCACCACAACGUCAAUCACCAAGACCAAUGAGACUGGAACCCUUAGUUUCCGUGGCUUCGAAUCCCCGGUCUCAUCAUCAGCAGCAGCCACCACAACGUCGACAGCAAAGCUCAAUGACGCUGAAACUUUGGGUUUCCGUGGCUUCGGAUCCCCUGUAUUAUCAUCAGCAGCAGCCUCAUCAACGGCCACGACGACGGCCAAGCCCAAUGAGACUGGGGCCACAGCUAGUUCACCUUUCGGAUCGCCCGUGUCAUCAUCAGCAGCAGCCACCACAACGUCGACCACCAAGCCCAAUGAGACUGGGGCCACAGCUUGUGCACCCUUCGGAUCCCCCGUAUCAUCAUCAUCAGCAGCCACCACAACGUCAACAGCAAAGCCCAAUGGGUCUGGAACCUUUAGUUUCGGUGGCUUCGGAUCCUUCGUAUCAUCAUCAGCAGCAACCACCACAACGUCGACAGCAAAGCUCAAUGACGCUGAAACUUUGGGUUUCCGUGGCUUCGGAUCCCCUGUAUUGUCAUCAGCAGCAGCCUCAUCAACGGCCACGACGACGGCCAAGCCCAAUGAGACUGGGGCCACAGCUAGUUCACCUUUCGGAUCGCCCGUGUCAUCAUCAGCAGCAGCCACCACAACGUCGACCACCAAGCCCACUGGAUCUGGAACAAUAGCUUGUGCACCCUUCGGAUCCCCCGUUUCAUCAUCAUCAGCAGCCACCACAACGUCAACAGCAAAGCCCAAUGGGUCUGGAACCUUUAGUUUCGGUGGCUUCGGAUCCUUCGUAUCAUCAUCAGCAGCAGCCACCACAACGUCGACCACCAAGCUCAAUGACACGGCAACUCUAGUGAGGUCUACCACGCGUGAAGCGACAGCCACUACACCCACGGCGGCUCAGGCAUGUGGGUCUGACCCCAAGCCGGUUGCGGCUGCGACAUCAGCGCUUUCAUUUGGCAUUGAGUCUCCUGCUCGCACUACCAAACCCAGGAUGCCUGCCCAACAUGGAUUUGGAACCAAACCUGCCCCUGGCUCUAGCAAAAAUACUUCAGCAAGCAGCACAUUUCCUGCACAAAAGCAUUCUUUUGGUUCACCAAAGCGUACCUUGUUGCCAUCGACUCCAGUCAAUUCUGCUUCUUCAAUUAGCGCAAUAAAAAACACUACCACCACUGCUCCUUUAGAGCCCGUAAGCGCCACUAAUCCGGAAUCGUCACUUUCUUUUACUUCCCCAACCAGUACCGAUGCUGCGCCGAAGGCGUUUGCUGCUUCUAAGAGCAGAUCGUUUGCUUCGUCGCACACGCUACAACCCGGCUCGUCGGGCCCCACAACAGCGACCAGUACGGUCACCGACUCAAACUCAGCCCCAGCCACUACAACCACCACCACAACGACCGUUGAGACUUUUGAGUCGGAUACAACCAUCACAACGAAAACUACGACCACUACUAUUACCACUAUGACUGUCUCCAAGAAACCCGCUAGGACGGCAAGCUCAUCAAACACGGAUUGUUUGGAUGUCGCUUCGAGUUCCCCGCCUCUGCGAUUUGCUUGCCACUGA
This is a messenger RNA of Monosiga brevicollis MX1, 3558 nucleotides long. RefSeq lists its product as uncharacterized. The coding region runs from base 1 to 3558 and encodes 1185 amino acids. Lineage: Eukaryota; Choanoflagellata; Craspedida; Salpingoecidae. The record is from RefSeq and is a predicted model, not a curated record. The transcript is spliced from 3 exons.